AUGUCUAUGAGCAAAGCUGGCAUUGAAAGGAACCACCGGGAGAGCCAAAAUACAGCCCAAGACAAGAGGGCUAUCAUGGCUGUCGACGUCAUAGUCUGGAGACUGAACCGCAAGGUCGGCCUGCACGGGGCAGUGUUUGAGAGGGCCAUCUUCCCCAUUGUCAAAAGAAAGAAGCCUGCUGUCUUGGUUCAUGAUGGAUUGUAA
Messenger RNA from Clonostachys byssicola, 204 nucleotides. NCBI's taxonomy places the organism in Eukaryota, Fungi, Ascomycota, Sordariomycetes, Hypocreales, Bionectriaceae. The record is from the annotation of a GenBank genome assembly.